AUGCACUCGAUGCACGAUGGAGGCGCAAGCUACGGGUCCUUAGCGUUGGAAUGUGUCCACGCUAUUGUGUACAUGGACGGGAGUCCAAAAAAGCGCCAAUACAUUGUGGUCGCGAGUCCACCUCGCGACGCGUCGUCGGUUACGAGUUUUCCGGGAGUAUCCUAG
Peronospora matthiolae is the source of this 165-nucleotide messenger RNA. Lineage: Eukaryota; Oomycota; Peronosporomycetes; Peronosporales; Peronosporaceae. The record is from the annotation of a GenBank genome assembly.